AUGGCGGAAGAAAUGGAAGGCGUGGUUUCGGUAAUUCCGAACCGAAAAUUCAAGCUUCAAACGACAAGAUCGUGGGACUUUGUGGGCAUCACAAGUGCCAAACUUCCACCGGCUCAAGAAGGAGAAGUUAUCGUUGGGCUCCUAGAUACUGGAGUCUGGCCAGAAUCGAAGAGUUUUGACGACGACGGUUUAGGCUCACCGCCCGCUAAAUGGAAGGGUAAAUGCCAAGGUGAAGAUUCGGAACAUAAGGAUUUAUACUGUGUGACAAUUGACACAUAUUGUAUUCUUCUCUUGGCUGCAAAAUACAUUUUAAUUUUUAUUAUUUUUAUUACAUCUGAGUAUAUAGCGGUUAAUAAUCAAAUAUGCAAACUGAAAACUCACAGCAAAAUCAUUGGCGCUCGGUACUACAAUGCUGAUGGGUUCUAUGAACCCAUAGACUUCAAAUCCCCACGAGACUCCCUUGGGCAUGGAAGCCACACUGCCUCGACAGCUGCAGGCCGAGAAGUGCCCGGGGCGAGCUACUUUGGCCUUGCUAACGGAACUGCUAGAGGUGGAGUGCCGAAUGGAAGGAUUGCUGUGUACAAAGUUUGCUGGGGAGAAGGAUUUUGCUCCCUUGCAGAUAUCCUCGCAGGCUUUGACGAUGCAAUAGCAGAUGGGGUUGACAUCAUUUCCGUGUCCCUUGGUGGUGGUUUUACAGUUCCAUACUAUGAGGACCCCAUUGCAAUUGGCUCUUAUCACGCCAUGAAACACGGCAUUUUGACCUCCGCCUCUGCUGGAAACGACGGGCCUCAACCGUUAGUGCUUAGCAAUUAUGCACCGUGGAUACUAACUGUUGCUGCCAAUACUAUUGACAGAAAGUUCAUAUCUAAAGCAGUGCUGGGGAAUGGACAAGUUUUAUAUGGAGUCACAAUUAACAGUUUCGAUCUAUAUGGGAGGUCGUAUCCCUUGAUCUGGGGAGGAGAUGCCGCAAACUACUCGGCCGGAAUAAACAAAGAGAUUGCAAAAUAUUGUUUACCUGGUACCUUGGAUUCAUACCUAGUAACUGGGAAAAUUGUCUUCUGUGAAGCUCUCUGGGAUGGCUCUGGAGUUCUGUUAGAUAAUGGUGUUGGAACCAUCAUGGCUGAUCCUUCAACCCCCAUUGAUGAUGGGUUCAGCUUCCCAUUGCCGACUACAACUCUAUCUGUAGAUGAUGGCAAGAAAGUUUUGGAAUACAUCAAAAACACAGAGAACCCAAUUGCAACCAUUCUGUAUGGUGAGACUUGGUAUGACCCCAUGGCACCUUCUGUAGUGUCAUUCUCCUCAAGAGGACCCAAUCCCAUCACUGGAGACAUUCUCAAGCCUGAUAUCACUGCUCCUGGUGUUGACAUUCUUGCUGCUUGGUCUCCGGUGUCACCACCUUCCGUCUACUAUGACGACAAGAGGCAAGUAGAUUAUAAUAUAAUUUCGGGCACUUCUAUGUCUUGCCCUCAUGCAAGUGGUGCUGCUGCAUAUGUCAAGGCUGCCCAUCCAAACUGGUCUCCUGCUGCAAUCAAGUCUGCGCUAAUGACCACAGCUACUGUUGUGGACCCAAGGAAGCACGAGGAUAAAGAAUUCGCCUAUGGUGCGGGGCAGAUCUACCCAGUAUAUGCAGCAGACCCUGGUCUCAUCUACGAUGCGUACGAGGCAGAUUACAUAGAUUUCCUCUGCAAACAGGGAUACAACACCACCACUUUAAGGCUUCUGACAGGCGACAAUACCACUGUUUGUAACAGCACAAAGCCCGGGAGAGGUUGGGAUCUUAACUAUCCGUCGUUCUCAGUUGCCGUGGAAGAUGGAGAGAGUAUCCAUGCGGUUUUCACCAGGACGGUCACCAACGUUGGUUCACCAGAUUCGGUCUAUAACAUCAGCAUUUUCCUGGCUGCCAAUGUUGGCGUUUCCGUGGAACCACCGGUCUUGUCAUUCUCUGCCAUUGGAGAGAAGAAAAGCUUCACGGUGAAGGUCACCGGUCUGCCAAUAGCACAGCAGAAUAUCGUGUCCGGUGCACUCAUCUGGAGGGACGGGUACUAUCAGGUGAGAAGCCCAAUUGUGAUCUACAACUACAUCCCUGGUAUUGCUUCGGACUACCAGUCUGAUGCACCUGAAAAGAAACCAAAUUUCAAAGGUUCUUCCUUGAAUCCCAGAAAUGGAAUCUUCAGACGCAACUAGACUCUCUUCGAGGUUUUCCUGCAUUUGAUGUGUCGUGAAUCCAUCAUACUCUUUUCCACCU
This is a messenger RNA of Morus notabilis, 2245 nucleotides long. Its product is annotated as subtilisin-like protease SBT4.3. The record is from RefSeq and is a predicted model, not a curated record. The coding region runs from base 1 to 2184 and encodes 727 amino acids. Gene Ontology annotation, molecular function: serine-type endopeptidase activity. The transcript is spliced from 8 exons. Lineage: Eukaryota; Viridiplantae; Streptophyta; Magnoliopsida; Rosales; Moraceae. Gene Ontology annotation, biological process: proteolysis.